Messenger RNA from Populus trichocarpa (black cottonwood), 2738 nucleotides. RefSeq lists its product as uncharacterized. Lineage: Eukaryota; Viridiplantae; Streptophyta; Magnoliopsida; Malpighiales; Salicaceae. The record is from RefSeq and is a predicted model, not a curated record. Gene Ontology annotation, molecular function: zinc ion binding; nucleic acid binding. The transcript is spliced from 4 exons. Bases 287 to 1984 code for a protein of 565 amino acids.
AUGAUCCAAAAGGAAAGCGAGAGAAAAAAACAUUGAGAGGUGGAGUGGACUGUGGAGAGCACAUCCUGCCUCAUGUGCCUCUCUCUGGACUAUAUAGCAAUGCACUAGCUUUCUUAGCUCAUACCCAAGCCAAGGCUGUCCACCGUCACUUCCCUUCUCUCAUGUCUAAUCACAGAAGAAAGUUCCCUCCAGUCAGUGUCAACCAAAAUAAAAGAAGCAAACUCGGUCCCUUGGUCUCCCCUCCUUCCUCUUCUCCUCGAAGGAAACCAGAGAGUCGGUGGAAGUGAUGGCGUGUGGGAGCCACGAGUGUCAUGUUAGCGAUCCAAUUUCCUCAACUCCACCACAAGCAUCACCCUCUGCUUCCCCAUCUCCUCAAAGGAACCCUAAAGAGCAUGAUCAAUGCUUUAUGUGCAAAAGGCUUGGCCACUGGUCCAAAGAUUGUCCCAACAAAACCCCCCGAAAAUCACUGGCCUUAAGCCCUGGAUCAUCCUCCUCGACUUCAGUGCAGGUUCCUGAUCUUCCAGUGGUUCGAUGCCCUUGUGGUGGGGGCACUUGUAGAGUUUCAACUUCGAACACCGUUAAAAAUCCUGGCAGAAAGUUCUAUGCUUGCCCUGUUGAUCAAAGAACAUCGGGUAGUUGCGGAUUCUUCAAAUGGAGUGACGACAUUGCUGCUAGAUUUAAACCCCCUAUGUGUCCAUGUGGUGCCGGGUCAUGCAGUUUAAAUAUCGUAUCAAGUGGUCCAGACAGAGGCCGAUGGUAUUUUGCUUGCCGGAUUAAGAAGAACCAUGGAGCUUGUAAAUUUUUGCAGUGGGCAGAUUCUGAAGGGAAUAACAUGCAGAAUAUGCAAGGAGAUGAAAGCAAGGGAUACCCUGCCCGUCGGUCCUUGUUGACUGUAAAAAAUGAACUGUGCACGGAAGACAAUAAGAGUUCUGAUAUUGAGUUGGAGUCAACAAUGGUGAAGAGUGUUGAUAAUUAUCCUAUUUCAUCCAUGGAUCCACCUAUCAGAAAAGAUGAGGUCCUUGUUAGGGACCUGGUCAUGCAGGACUCCGAGUCUUGCGAAAUUGUGUCAGGGACAGCACUUGAAGUCCCACCACCAAUACCCAAGCCUGAGAUUCCUUGCCAAGAACCAGAGUUCUCUUUGCAAAUUUCUAAUGCAAGGGACACAAAAAUUGAAGGUGUAUAUUUUUUGGGCACUUCUCCUUUUGAUCCUGUUAUAGAAGAUGUGGGUGAUAUUGAAGCCCUGGCUCUCUUAGCAGGCAGUUCAUCAAAUGAUGAUGAAAGUGAUAUACAGCAAGGUCCAUUUCUACAAUCUCCUAGAGAGGAUGCUGAGCAUCCAAAUGGUAUUUUUCAGGAGCCUUCAGGGAUGCAAACUGUGGUGGAGAACAGUGAUACAUCAAAGUUAGCCUUGAAAACGUUUGGGCAAGUUUUGCUCGACAUUCUGCAGUCUAUGGAUCAGACUCAGCAUGAAACAAUGUUGAAGGUGGCAGAAAACACUUUUGAUUCUUUGCGCCAUCUCUCAAUUGACUAUGCAUCUUUUUCCAAGGCUGUGAGGGAAUACAUUGAAUGCAAAUCAAAACUGGCUGGAAUUGAGGAGUCCAUGGGCGCAGACUCUUCUUCAGAAGAAUUCCUUGGCCAUUACAAUGAUAAGAAAACCCAGUUUGACAACAUCUCUCAGCGCCAUGUGGAGGCAGUAUCUGCUUAUGAAGCUUCCGAAAACCACCUCCAAUCACUUCGCUUAGAAGUUACACGUGUCAAAAACAUGCUUCUUCAACUGGAGAAACAAUUGACUUACUGUGAGGCUGAGACUUUGAGGUGCAAGUCUUGUGUUACUGAAAUUUCUAACCAUAAGUCAGAAUCAGAGAGAAGCUUGGAUGCUGCAUGUGAGAAAAUGGAAGAAGCUUUGAAACUUGAAGACGAGAGGGAUUCAUUGGUAUAUGCAGCAAAUGCAGCAUUAGAGAAUGCAAGGGUUCAGCUUCUUCAGUGACACCACAAAACUUUCGAUUUGUUUCUGCAGUACCAAACAAUCUAAGUUACAUUGUCUGUAUGUGUAUGUAUGUACAUACUUGUAAGCGAAUCUAGCAACUUAAGGCAUGCUCCUUGCACUUGUAAACAAUUAGACCUGUAUGGUAUGUAUAAUGUUACGAUAUGUCAUCCCAAGUAGUCUAAUGUAGAUUAUGCUGCUUGUCUCUCGGAACUGACAGCUAAUGUUUUAGUUGUUUGAAAGAAGGAACAAAGUGCUGACGUGGCUAAAAUGGGUGAAGGUUAAAAACUGAAGGAGCCAGCGAAGGCAACCCCGGUUGUUUUUUGCAGGAUAAUGGUGGUUUCUGGCGACAUGGUUUAUGGCAACCUGGUGAUUUUUGGGCUGCUUUUCUCGGUUUGCAAUUAGCUUGGUAGCGAAGGGUGUUGAAAGACCGAAUUAGAGCUUGAAUGGGUUAAUUAUUGUUGGGACUAUCACUGACACCAAUGCCGCUACUAUGUGUGGUCCUUCGUUCCAGCGAAUUAUGGAUAUGGUAAACUGGGAUUGGAAAAUUCAGGUCAACCAUUCAUUCAGGAGGGAAGGUAAUGGUCUAAUAGCUGGAUUGUCCACGUCUUUGAAGUUUUAAGUUUAUUCAUAUUUGGUCUUUGUAGUGUUAGGUUUGUUUGAUUGAGUCAUCACACUUUAUUUUUAUAAUAUUUCAGUAUGGGGACUGUAAAGAGUUCUGUUUUUUUGGUUUUGAUAAUAGUUUUGCAGUUAAAAA